CAGGCUGGGAGUGGUCCGAUGUAUAAAAAGCGGCUCGUCUUCCUUCUUUCUGCAUUUGACUUCUUCUCUCUUCCCCCUCUUCCUCAUACCUGAGACUCUACCUGCACAGGAUGUCGUGGCAAUCAUACAUUGAUAACAUGAAGACAGUCGACGCCUCUGGGAAAAUCCCAGUGGCAGAGGCGGCGAUAUGCGGGAUGGCGCCGGAGAGCGUGUGGGCCAGCACACCCGGCUUCGCUAACAUCACGGUGGAAGAAAUUAAGAGGCUGGCCGGUAACAGGAAGGACUUCGGCCAGAGCGGCCCGACCAUUGCAGGCAUGAAGUGCAGGUUGAUCCGAGAUAACUUGGACACUGACGGCUUGUUCUGCUUGGACUUAAAGAGUUCAGCAGACGCUGAAGGCAACGCCUACAAUGUAUGUGUCGGCAAGAGUCUCAAAGCGCUAGUCAUCGCUAAGGGCACAAAAGAAGCCAAUGGCGGGCAGGUUUCUGGGAAGGUGUUUUCAGUGGUCGAUUACCUGCGGAAGGCAGCCAUGUAAGACAAGACGGCCACCAUCCCCUCCUGUACCCACCAAACAAGACGGCCACCAUCCCCUCCUGCACCCACCAAACAAGAUGGCUGCCACCCCCUGCCUCCCUCAAGAAAAUGGCCGCUGUUUUGAGCUUCUUUAGUUUUAUAUUAUUUUGACCCUCUGGGCAUACCGUAGCCAUCAGGGAUUAAAUAAAGUGUUUAAAGUUAAUUCCGUGUGAUGAGUGAGUAGUGCAGUUUUGAACACAGUUUUGAAACUGAACACACGCACACACGGUGGUGUAUACGAGUGAAUGCUGUUAGCAUGUUCACAUUUUAUCUGCAUACAUUGCAGAUGUUGUUGUUGUUGUUUUUGUUGUUGUUUGAAAGCAGGGAGCAGUGUUACAUUUUUUACAGUCGAGAAGGACCUUCGUCCUCAGCUCUGUAAAAGAAAAAAAAUCACGUGAAAAUAAAAAGACGAAUAUGUUAAUUCUUAAAAACA
Thunnus maccoyii (southern bluefin tuna) is the source of this 1004-nucleotide messenger RNA. It is a transcript of the gene pfn1, whose product is annotated as profilin 1. Gene Ontology annotation, cellular component: cytoplasm. The transcript is spliced from 4 exons. Gene Ontology annotation, biological process: regulation of actin filament polymerization; positive regulation of actin filament bundle assembly; actin cytoskeleton organization. The coding region runs from base 111 to 533 and encodes 140 amino acids. NCBI's taxonomy places the organism in Eukaryota, Metazoa, Chordata, Actinopteri, Scombriformes, Scombridae. Gene Ontology annotation, molecular function: actin binding. The record is from RefSeq and is a predicted model, not a curated record.